GCCUCGAUUUGAAAACGCAAAAAACCGCAAGCACAAGUUAAUCCCUCAAUUUAUCACAGCAAGACAACAAAAUCCCUGCAGCGGAUAUUUAGGGCGCAUUUUAAACAUUUAUCGCGAGCGGAAACUCUCUGUGGAAUAGGAAGAGACACGUUUUGAAUAUCGUUUGGUGCUAACUGACUGGUAAUUGCUCAUAGGCCUUUUGUUCAAGCUAUUAGCAGUUCACAGCUUUGAAUACUAUGCCUUAGAAACGAUAUUGACAAUUCAGAAACAAGAGACAGCGUUUGUUUAGAGAUUUGUCGUUUUUGACAACUGAGACAGCCAGAGAAAUGACCUCGCUAGCUGCUUCCAGAAAACGCUCAGUGACUUGGAACUCCUUGGAUCCUUUUUUCCAACAAGAGCGAAGAAAAGAGCAUUUGGAGACAUCAAGUAUUAAUUCUCUAGCCUCUGGCAUUGCUUUCUUUUUUGAUAAAUCACGACCUCGUUCGAGUACAUGGCACGGCGGAGAAGACGACGAAAAAGCGGGAUUUGAACUGGAUAAGACUGACUGUAAUAGCACAGCGAAUUUAAAAGAUUUCGAGAAUGAUCUAGAAGCUAGUGAAAUUCUGCGACAAAUAGUUUCAGAAGAGCUUCAUAAAGAACUCGAUGAAAAAAGCUAUGUGAACGAAGACUGUGUCAAGCAAGCAGCUGUUAUUACUCAAGCCGUAGAAACCAGAGUUCGAGAAAUUACCACAAAAGAUACUAAAGUUGUUGCUGUCGCCUACAUCGGCGAGAUUAGGGAUCAAGGAAUUGAAAUCACGAGUCAGUGUCUAUGGGAUCCUGAAUCGGACAGUUUUGCGACGGCAAGUUUCCGUAAUAAGUCCCUUUUUGCUGUUUGUACAGUUUUCACGGUUUCUUAAGAUGUUGUUUAAAGAGGUGCAAACUGUCUGAGAAUGUGAACUAGAUUGUUCUAUCAGUAUUGAAAUAGCGUGAGGUAGAUUGCAUGAUACUUUAUCAGGUAGAGAUCGUUUUUCAGAAGUACUUCAGACUACUCGAAACUGAGGAAACCCUGGAUCGCUAGGCCUGACUCUCUGAAUUUAUGAAUGAUAUACAUCAGUGACGUCAUUGACCGCAUAUCAUCAAAGUAUGCUUGAUUUUCGUUCUUCGUUUUAUAAUAAUGGCUGCUGUACUUAGUGAACCAUCUAGGAAUUGAAAGAAUAGUAUUAAUUGGCAAGAAAUCAUCUCGACUGCAAUUAGGUAAAUAUCUGUGCUAAUACGUUUUUAGUUCAAAGAUGUAUGGCUGAAAUUGCGAUGCGUUUAGCCUUGUCAAAGUUCACUAUAGCCCUAAAGGUUUUUUAAAUGUUUGGCCCGUAUGUUUUAAAAACUUCAAUUAGUCAGUCAAAUUGGACUUCAAAUUUCAUUUAUGAUUACAGGAUAACGUUAAUUCCUAGUUCAUUCCUUUUUCAGUGAUUUGAUAUUAGCAUUUUGUAUAAUAGCAAAAUGCAUUUAUUUUUCUACGUGCUUUCAUUGACUGUUCUUUGAUUUUACAGUUUUACUCGCUUUCAAAUACUUGAAAAUUAAAUUGAAAAUAUGUACAACUCGAGUGGGCCUUCCUAAUCAUGUUAAAAAUCUAAAGAGUCUCUCAUGCWGGAGAAAUUUCAAGCACGUCAAAUAUACUUGACAUGAUACAUUGAUCUCAUUAACGAAGUGUGUUUGCAUAAACAUUUAGAGCCAUGAUUAAUUAAAUUGCUUGAUAGGCACGUAAAACUAUAGGUAACCUGAAAUUUCCCCGUUUCAAAAAGCUACUUUUACUACUCUUGUAGCAUAAAAACGUACUGGAUUCGAACUCUUGCCUCUAGGGUUCCUAUGCAGAAUAAACCUUACCGUUUUAGCGUAGUGGUGGCAAAAAUAGAACAGCUUUGCUUUCUUUGAAGGGCCGACUAACAACCCAACUAUUCUAUAAUCUGGCUUAUUUGUUGACAACAUCUUCAUUAGAAUAUAGUGUACAUAGGUAUAAUAGAGCAUAUGUGUAUUAUAUUAGCGAGUGUAGAACGUGUUGUAUACAUCUAUGAAAGCUUAUUUAUUCUUUGCAUAAGCUUCGUAUUCAGGAUUGUAAUAAAAGAUUGGGAAAAAACAG
This is a messenger RNA of Exaiptasia diaphana, 2113 nucleotides long. Its product is annotated as tctex1 domain-containing protein 1-B. Gene Ontology annotation, biological process: microtubule-based movement. The coding region runs from base 327 to 896 and encodes 189 amino acids. Lineage: Eukaryota; Metazoa; Cnidaria; Anthozoa; Actiniaria; Aiptasiidae. The transcript has a single exon. Gene Ontology annotation, cellular component: cytoplasm; cytoplasmic dynein complex. Gene Ontology annotation, molecular function: dynein intermediate chain binding. The record is from RefSeq and is a predicted model, not a curated record.